AUGAUUCAAAUAAUAUGGUUUAUAUUACUAUGUAUACAACUAAUAAUAGCAAAACCAUUUGACGAAAAAUUACAUUUAAGACCAUUGCCUAGGAAUAAAUUAUUACUGAGUUUUGAAUUUAUUAUCGAAUCAUUACCUUUUAAUUUACAAUAUUAUAAUGAAUCAAUAUCAACUAAUAGCCAACAAAUCAAUCAUUAUACUUAUUUCCCAAAUACUCUUGGUCCAAUUAUAGAAAAUACAAAUACUCGACAAUUACAAUUACGUUUCACUCAAGGUUGGUGGGAUAGUAAAUCAUGGGGUAAAUUACCAUUCAAUGGGAAAUUUAGUGGUGGUACUGGUGUUGAAGUUGUUGCUAUAAUUGAGGCUCCAAAUGUAGAAAUAGCACAAAAUAAUUGGUCUAAAUUGACUAAAAUAUUAUCUGGAUUCUUUUGUGCUUCUUUCAAUUUCAUAGAUGAUGAUAUAACUACAUAUCCAAGAUAUUUAACAAAGGAAAAUCAUACAAAUUAUUUACCAGAAAAGGGAAACAAGUUAUAUUUAUUAAGAGCUGCUUUACCUAGUGAACCAGUAUGUACUGAAAACUUGACUCCAUUUUUAAAAUUAUUACCUACGAAAGGUAAAGCUGGUAUUUCUUCAUUAUUGGAUGGUCAUAAAGUUUUUGAUUCUUUAUGGCAUGGUAUGUCAAUUGAUAUAACUACUGAGUGCAAUAAUGACACUUGUCAGUUGAAAUUGCAUCAAACAAUUAAUCAAAUUGUAGAUAUAAUGAGAUCAAUAAGGAAAAAAGAAGAAGGGGGUAUUCCAAAACCUACCAAAGGUGAAAAAUUAAGAUGUGAUACAAAUAAAACUUUUAAUGUAUGGCAAUGCUUCCCAUUAGGUGAUCCAACUGAAAUUGAAUGGAGUUUGGAGACUAUAUAUGGUAGAAAGAUUAAAGGAUCACCAUUCGAAGAUGAUCUGGAGAUUUCAAAAGUUUCCAUUGAUUAUGAACCAAGUAGUUGGAAUGUACAAAUGUUUAGAGAAACAGAUACUUCAACUAUAUCAAACACAAUAUCAAAUGAGCACUAUCACGUUGAUGAAUAUUUAACAGAACAAGUUGAUUAUAAUUUUAAAUUCUCUACUGAUAAUUCAUUAAAUACAUUACCUAUUGAUACUCCACCAUUAUAUGCAUCAAGAUCAUUGACUGGUUAUUCAUUAGAUCAAGGUGGAUUAAGGGUAACAUUUACAAAUCCAUUAAAUACCCCAGUUGAAUUUAUAUAUUUUGAAAGUGUUCCAUGGUUUAUGAGAUUAUAUUUUCAUACAUUGAAAUUAGAAACGAAGAAUGAAACAGGUAAAUUUAUUAUUGAAAAUCACUCAGAUUAUAUAAAAGAUAGAUAUUAUAGACCAGCAGUAGAUAGAUCAAGACCAUCCCAUAUGGAAUUAUAUAUUGAAAUACCUCCAAAUUCAUCAUUAUCAAUGAGUUAUGAAUUUGAUAAAUCUUUAUUAUUAUAUAGAGAAUAUCCACCUGAUGCAAAUCAUGGAUUUGAUGUUGAACCUGCAAUAAUAACAAUACUUGACUCAAAUAAAAGUAGAUGUUAUGAAUUUAGAACAACAAGUUUAUUGUUAACAUUACCAACACCUGAUUUUUCAAUGCCUUAUAAUGUUAUAAUUUUAACAUGCACUGUUUUAUCAUUAGCUUUUGGAACUUUAUUCAACUUAUUAACUAAGAAAACAGUAACUGAUGAGGAAUAUGAAAUUGAAGCUCAAAAUACAAAAUUCGCAAAAUUGAAAAAUAAGAUUAAAUUAAUUAUGCAGAAUAUAAAAUCACGUAAAUAG
This is a messenger RNA of Insectozyma verbasci, 1806 nucleotides long. NCBI's taxonomy places the organism in Eukaryota, Fungi, Ascomycota, Pichiomycetes, Serinales, Debaryomycetaceae. The record is from the annotation of a GenBank genome assembly.